AUGAAUCGUAAUACAACUUAGGGAAAAGGCUUUAAAAUAAAACCAUUAGUUUUAUAAGUUAAAGGUAAUUAUUAAUCAAGUCAGAAAAAUUCAUUUACAAGUUUAUCUCCAACAUAAUAAAUUGGAUCUCCAAGAUUUGCUGAUAAUCUAAGGAGACCUCUCAAUCCUAUAUUAAGUCCUAAAAUAAAUAACAAACCAUUUGAUAAUACACAUGGAUUUAGAACUACGAGAUUUCAUUCAGAAUUUAAAAAGCCUCCUUUAAAUAAAUAAACCGAAAAAGUAUCUCUUAAAUUUUCUGUCUUUAAAGAAAUUCAUUUAUAAAAAUAAAAUACUCAUCAUAGUGUUCAUUGUUCCACAUAAGUAAUUUAAAAAGAUAAUAUCAAUUUAUUCGUUUUAUGUGAAGGUCAUGGUAGGUUUGGAAAGGAAUGUUCUUAAUUUGUUAAUCAUAAGAUAAUUGAAAAACUUAAUAAUAAUAAUCUUAUUGAUGUAGUUUUGUAAAAAAAUGUUUAAAUAAAUCUUUUUUUUGAAGAACUCUUUUCAGAUAUUCAUAAAAGUUUAGUAAUUUUACUUAUUAUAUAAUUAGAAAUAAUCUUAAGAAAUAGACUCAUCUUAGAGUGGAUCUUAGGCACUUUGUAUAAUGAUAUCUGAUAUGAAAUUAAUUUGUUCAAACUUAGGAGAAAGCAAAGUUAUGUAUUUCUUUAUAUAAAAAAAUAAUUUCGUAUUUAAAUAACUAAAUACUGUUCAUUCAAUCGAAAAAAUGUCUGAACAAUAAAGAAUACUAAGUCAUGGUGGAGAAAUUGAAUAAGAAUACAUCAACUAUGUAAAAUCAGGCCCUUUAAAGAUAUGGCUUAAAUAAAAUAAAACUUAAGGAAUUCAAUUGACUAGAUGUAUAGGAUAUAAUAACUGGCAUCAUAUAGGUAUUACCUGUCAGCCAGAUACUACAGAAUAACAACUAAAUUAAUAGGGAUAUAUUAUAGUUGGUAAUAGUCAAUUAUUCGAAUUAAUUGAUACUAUUGAUAUUUCAAAAGUCUUAGAAAAACAUAUGGUACCACAAUCUUAAUAGGAGAUCAACUUUAUUUGUGAAUAACUAUUACUUUUAGCUAAAAGUAGAAUAUCUAGUAAUUUACAUAUAGAAUAAAUUCUAAUGAUCAUUUUAUUCAUUGGAAUAUGA
Molecule: messenger RNA, 1171 nt
Organism: Paramecium sonneborni
Lineage: Eukaryota; Ciliophora; Oligohymenophorea; Peniculida; Parameciidae
Source: the annotation of a GenBank genome assembly